Hippopotamus amphibius kiboko is the source of this 2149-nucleotide messenger RNA. It is a transcript of the gene LAMP1, whose product is annotated as lysosomal associated membrane protein 1. Gene Ontology annotation, cellular component: membrane. The coding region runs from base 147 to 1388 and encodes 413 amino acids. The transcript has 9 exons. The record is from RefSeq and is a predicted model, not a curated record. NCBI's taxonomy places the organism in Eukaryota, Metazoa, Chordata, Mammalia, Artiodactyla, Hippopotamidae.
GCGGCGCGGCGAGGCUUCAUGUGACGGGCGCCGCCGGCCGCGGGGUCUCUCUCCUUCCGUGGGCGCCGCACCGGGACCCGCUGCCCUCCCGCCGGCCCGGCCCCGGCCCAACCGCCCGCGCCUCCGCCCGGCUCCCGCUCGCGCGCAUGGCGGUCCCCGGCGGCGCCCGGCGAGGGCCGCUGCUCCUGCUGCUGCUGCUGCUGGGCCUUGUGCAGGGCGCGUCAGCUGUGUUCGUGGUGAGAGAUGGCAACGGGACAGCGUGUAUCAUGGCCAGCUUCUCUGCUGCCUUCUUGACCAGCUAUGACACCAAGAACGGUUCUAAGAAUGUGACCUUUGAGCUGCCGGCCAGUGCGAAAGUAUCAGAUAGCAGCUCCUGUGGCAAAGGCGGUGCUUCUGAUUCCAGUCUCGUGAUCGUGUUUGGAAGAGGCCACACGCUGACCCUCAAUUUCACAAGAAAUGCAACACGUUACAGUGUCCAGCUGAUGCGUUUUGUUUAUAACUUGUCAGACUCAGAGAUUUUCCCCAAUUCGAGCUCCAAGGAAGUCAAGACCGUGAAGUCCGUAACCGACAUCAAGGCAGACAUGAACAAGAAGUACAGGUGUGUGAGCGGCGACCAGAUCCACAUGGGCAACGUGACCGUCACGCUCCGCAAUGCCACCAUCCAGGCCUACGUCUCCAACAACAGCUUCAGCGGGGAGGAAACGCGCUGCACGCAAGACGGGCCCUCGCCUCCCACCCCGACGCCGCCGCCGCCCCAGCCCUCGCCCACUCCGGCGCCCCAGAGCCCCUGGGUGUCCAAGUACAGCGUGAACGGCACCAACGGGACCUGCCUGCUGGCCAGCAUGGGGCUGCAGCUGAACGUCACCUACAGGCUGAAGGACAACACGACGGUGACCAGAGAGUUCAACAUCAACCCCAACAAGACCACCUACGGGGGGAACUGCACGGCCCAGCUGGUGACCCUGGAGAUCCACAGCGGGAACCUGAGCCUGGCGCUGCAGUUCGCUAUGAACGCGACUUCCCGCCAGGUCUUCCUGCAGGGAGUCCUCCUGGGCAUGACUCUGCCCGACGCCUCAGACCCCGCCUUCCAGGCCUCCAACACCUCGCUGAGGGCACUGCAGGCCACCACCGGGAACUCCUACAAGUGCAACGCAGAGGAGCGUGUGCAGGUCACCAAGGCCUUCUCCCUCAACAUAUUCCGCGUGUGGGUCCAGGCGUUCCGCGUGGACGGGGGCAAGUUUGGGCCUGUGGAGGAGUGCCAGCUGGACGAGAACAGCAUGCUCAUCCCCAUCGCCGUGGGCGGCGCCCUGGCAGGGCUGGUCCUCAUCGUCCUCAUCGCCUACCUGAUCGGCCGGAAGAGGAGCCACGCCGGCUACCAGACCAUCUAGCCGGCCGCCCGCGCCCGCAGCAGCCGCACGGCCUCCGGCCGUUUCCCUGGGCUUAGGUUGCUGUUGAGGGGGGCACGUUUUCCUGCAAACUGGUUUUCAAAUCUGCUUUAUCUAAUGUGACGUUCACCCGGCCACAUUCACUAUGCACAAGAGAGUAACUGUGGAAAUGAUGGUGUUCAUUUUGCUAACUGGGUUAAAUAUUUUGCUAACUGGUUAAAGUUAAUAUUUACCAAAGUAGGACUCUAAGGGGGGUGGGGGGUAAGAGAGCUUUUCUAAAUGGGUACUGGCUCCACUGUCACUUGGCUUCUUAAGAUGCUGGUGUUUGGUCUCUUCACUCUUUACUCAGAUGUACGCCUCACAAAGGGAGAGUCUCUGGUCUGAAUGCUCUGAUGAAGGCUGGUAGCUGUGAGCCUGACGCGCUCGAAGAAAGUAGGAACGAGCAUCGUCGCGCGGGGCGGGGGCGCACGAGGAUGCAGACCUGGGAGGCUUCAACGAAGCUUAGAAGCCAGGGCGGGGCCGGCCCCUCGAGCACCAGGGCUCCUGGGCGCCAGGUCCUGGCACUUUUUAAAAUAGGAGAGUGGGUGUUAUUUUUGUUUACUUUUUUGUAAAGUGACUUUCCGUCUUCUGUUGGGGUUCGGGGUGGCCCUUCGUCCGCACUGUGCGCAGGGAUCGUCUCUGACGCGUCGGGCUGUGCCGAGGGCCCGCCCCUCCUGGGACACGUUGCCGUAACGAUGCUAAUAAAACGUCUCUGUCUGUCUGGA